UAGCGCGUAUAUUAGGGGAUGUUCGCCAUGACUCCAAACGAAAGCCUUCACGCUCGCAUCCGCGCCCUCCCCGCGCCCGCCGCCCGUCCGUGCCGUCCUCUCAACCGCAAGAGUGCUGGCUGCGGGCGUCGAGUCAGCCGGAGGCCGCCGCGCCGCUGACAUCGCACUGUCCCAUGCAACUCCACACUUUUAUCUAUUUAACAAACUUUUACUAAGUGACUAAAAUCUGCAACCAUGGAUGUGGAGGAGUUCCGUGUUCGCGGCAAGGAGAUGGUGGACUACAUCUGUACGUAUAUGACGACGCUGGAGACGCGCCGGGUGAUACCCUCGGUUGAACCAGGGUACCUACGGGCUGCGCUGCCGGCUGAGGCUCCGCAACAUCCGGAAGCAUGGGACGAUGUCAUGACCGACGUGGAGAACAAGAUCAUGCCAGGAGUUACGCAUUGGCAGCACCCGCGGUUCCAUGCCUAUUUCCCGUCUGGAAAUGGGUACCCCUCGAUUCUGGGUGAUAUGCUGUCUGCCGGCAUCGGCUGCAUUGGAUUCUCUUGGGCAGCAAGUCCAGCUUGUACGGAGCUGGAGAUUAUAAUGCUCGAUUGGAUGGGCAAAGCAAUAGGACUGCCCCCACAAUUUUUGGCGCUGGAAGAAGGAAGUAAAGGUGGUGGCGUUAUUGAGGGAUCAGCUAGCGAAUGUGUCCUAGUAUCGAUGCUGGCUGCUAGGGCCAACGGCAUUAAAAGGCUUAAGCAUCAAUUCCCGAACGUUGACGAAGGCCUCUUACUCUCCAAAUUAAUCGCCUAUUGCUCAAAAGAGGCCCAUUCUUGUGUUGAGAAAGCUGCUAUGAUAUGCUUCGUGAAACUUCGUAUCUUACAACCUGAUGAUAACGGGUCUUUGCGCGGCGAAACUUUAAAAGAAGCUAUGGAAGAAGAUGAAGAAGCUGGUCGUGUUCCCUUCUUUGUUUCGAUUACAUUGGGCACUACUUCGUGCUGCUCUUUUGACAAUCUUCCGGAGAUAGGACCUGUGGUCCGUAAAUUUCCUAACGUGUGGCUUCACGUAGACGCUGCCUAUGCUGGCAGUUCUUUCUUAUGUCCUGAACAUAAAUACCACUUGUCUGGUAUAGAGUACGCAGACUCUUUCAAUACAAAUCCGAACAAACUGAUGCUUACCAGCUUCGACUGCUCUCUGCUAUGGGUUACUAACCGAUAUCUACUGACGUCAGCCCUCGUCGUCGACCCACUUUAUUUACAACACUGCUAUGACCACACGGCCAUCGAUUAUAGGCACUGGGGUGUGCCAUUGAGCCGUCGCUUCCGUUCACUCAAGCUUUGGUUUAUGUUACGGAGCUACGGUAUCAGCGGCCUGCAGAAAUACGUGCGACGUCACUGCGAACUUGCCAAAUAUUUUGAACAACUUGUGAAAAAGGAUGAUAGAUUCAAAGUGUGCAAUCAAGUAAAGUUGGGUUUAGUUUGCUUCCGCCUUGUGGGAAGCCCUCAGGACCCAGGUGAACAGAUAGAUGAACUAAACAAGAAACUGCUGACUAACAUCAAUGCCUCUGGCAAACUGCACAUGGUGCCUGCUUCGGUCGGCGAUCGAUUUGUCAUUCGUUUCUGUGUCGUCCAGCAACAUGCCACACGUGAAGACAUUGAAAUCGCAUGGGAUAUUAUAACUGACUUCGCUACGGAGCUUCUGGAAGGACCAGACAAGGAACGGGAUGGCCGAUGUUACGUGCACACUCGGUGGCAAGAUUUGGAGGAGUAUGGAUGCACAACGGGCGGCGCCGUGGCGCUGUUGUCGCGGCUGAAAGAUACCUUUUUAGAGACUACCUUCACCGACGCGCAGCCGAUACAACGGAUAAAAUUGGAAUUAAAGAGCUAAUUCCCGGACAAGUUAAUGAGGAGUACUGGUGACAGUACAAAGUGCAAUUAUGUUUUAUUAUUUUAGAAGACUGACAUAAAUAUUAUUACCUACUAUUGGGUUAUUAAAUUAUAUUUCUAACAUUAUCCGAACUUUUGUAUGCAAUUCACACAGGGUUACUGAUAAUAUCAAACUAGAUCUUUUAAGGAGUUACCCUCUUGGAAGAUCGAGGUCGAUAUAAUCUACUCUACACGUGUAUUACACUCAAGAAAAAAAUUCUUAGUUUUCACUGUUUUGCUGCAUUGUGUGUAUCAGACGUUUCUAACUAAGCUUAGAAAGUAAGAGAGAGACUUAUGGUGUCCAUAUGCCAUAUUUGAUAUUGUUUGGUAAAUAAACAAAAUUAAAUAAUAGAUACUUAGAUGCAUAUACCUUCAUACCUACUUAAACAUUCUACAAUAUUCUACAUACAAUACACACACUAUACUACACCGAAGAUAUUUCCGUCGCUGUCCGUUUCUUCCCCGUUCUUUCUUAAAUCGCGCACUUUUUGUUUACCCCUUUCCGUUUUACCCAUCUAUUCCUAGUGCUACCUAUAUGUCGCAUUAGACAGGAACCCAGCUACAAAACACCGUUACAUACAACAUAAUUUGUCUUGGAAAAAA
Messenger RNA from Spodoptera litura, 2510 nucleotides. RefSeq names its product Tyrosine decarboxylase 2 (gene Tdc2). The record is from RefSeq and is a predicted model, not a curated record. Gene Ontology annotation, cellular component: cytoplasm. Gene Ontology annotation, biological process: carboxylic acid metabolic process; amino acid metabolic process. Lineage: Eukaryota; Metazoa; Arthropoda; Insecta; Lepidoptera; Noctuidae. Gene Ontology annotation, molecular function: carboxy-lyase activity; pyridoxal phosphate binding.